Messenger RNA from Cooperia oncophora, 210 nucleotides. Lineage: Eukaryota; Metazoa; Nematoda; Chromadorea; Rhabditida; Trichostrongylidae. The record is from the annotation of a GenBank genome assembly.
AUGGCAGGAGGAUCACUGGUUGCUCAUAGAUGUGGUCAUUUGUUUCGACGUCUGUAUAUUUGUAUGUCAAAUGACGAUAAAGAUGACAAUUCUAUAAAGUGUCCUGAAGAAUUCGUUGAUUGGGCAGCUUGCAUGCAGCACCUGAGUGAAGAGCGAAGAUUACAAAUGAGAUCUCACCUACUCGAACCUAAGGAAAAAGGAGAGUCCUGA